CAAAGCCCGGUCUCCGGGUAAGAUGGCAGCGGACGGACAGUGCUCGCUCCCCGCUUCAUGGCGGCCGGUGACCCUCACCCACGUCGAAUAUCCCGCAGGUGAUCUUUCAGGCCACCUCCUUGCCUACCUGAGCCUCAGCCCCAUCUUCGUUAUUGUUGGCUUUGUGACACUCAUCAUAUUCAAGCGAGAGCUUCACACUAUUUCUUUCCUGGGGGGUCUGGCACUCAACGAAGGGGUCAACUGGCUAAUAAAGAACAUUAUCCAGGAGCCCCGGCCCUGUGGAGAUACGCACUCCAUGGUGAAUACCAAAUAUGGAAUGCCUUCCAGUCAUUCCCAAUUUAUGUGGUUCUUCUCAGUCUACUCCUUCCUUUUCCUUUAUUUAAGAAUGCAUCAAACAAACAACGCCAGAUUCUUGGACUUGUUAUGGAGACAUGUGCUCUCUCUGGGCCUCGUGACAGUAGCCUUUCUCGUCUCAUAUAGUAGAGUGUAUUUGUUGUACCACACCUGGAGCCAGGUUCUCUAUGGAGGGGUUGCAGGAAGCAUCAUGGCUGUCGCGUGGUUUGCCUUCACACAGGAGAUCCUCACUCCACUGUUCCCCAGGAUAGCAGCCUGGCCCAUAUCUGAGUUCUUCUUAAUUCGAGACACAAGCCUCAUCCCCAACGUCCUGUGGUUUGAGUAUACGGUCACCAGAGCAGAGGCCAGAAACAGACAGCGAAAGCUGGGUACAAAGCUACAGUGAGAGUGCUUGGGCGUGGCUGUGCCAGCCCCACAGAUCUGACUGGUAGGAUGCCGCCACGGAGACCUCGACAGACCCAAGUCACCACGUGGAGCCUUUUUCUUUCUUUUUUUCUUCUUUUUUAAAAAAAUCAACAAGAUGGACCAAAGGCCAGUCUGGGGCCUUCAGCAGGAGUCUAGAGGCCUGGGCGUUGGUUUGGGCAGCUUGCUAGGCAUCCCCACUGCCCAUGGGACCAGGACGCAAAUGGACCUUGCCCAUGUCACCACCGUACGCUGAGAGGCAGAAUGUACCAUAACUUCCAAGGCCAGAGGAAGGAUCUUAGGGUGGGAUAAUAGGGGAGAAAGAAGAAGACUUUCAUCUGAGAGCUUGAGACAGGGUGGGUGGGGAAGAAUCUGACAGCCAAGUAUUCUGUGGAGUUUAGGUGGUAUGAAAUAUACAUGCUAUUUAUUUUUUUUCCUAAGGUUAAUUUGAUUUUUUGAGUUGGGAGCUGGGGCUGGGGUAAGACCUUUCUGAAGAGGAACCCAUUGAGUGGGAUUAGUUUCUCAGUGGUGCAGGGAGAGUCUAAUUCCAGAUCAUUUGGAUGAUGUCAGUUCCAUCUAUCUGUACUUUGUAAGGAAGAAACAAAACUUGAUGGACAUUUUGCUUUGAACACCAGAAAGCAACCUACCUCUCCUCUUAAUGUGGUUGUGUAACAUGGGGGCUUAGGGCAAGAGCCCUUGGGGAAAUGAGCCCUUUCUUUGAUUCCUAGUUCUUCUCUGCCGAUAACAGCCUCAUAUGGUGGACACUGUUUCUGAGUCUUGUUCCCUGUAACACAGCUAUUUCUAUAUCUGGGAGAGUGAUAGCUCAGAGAAACAGUGCUUCUUCAUUGGUCUGGUGAUGACAUUUCCUUACAACAGUAAUCUCAUUCAAGGGCCUUCUCUGAUCCCUGUCCAUGCCAUGGGUUGUACCUUCUAUAAUGAAAGAACUUUUUUUAAAAUGCUAUUUACAUUGUAGAUGGGGAAACCUGAACUGUUUUACAGAUUUCUUUUUGUCUUGCCAUCAGGUAGCAAUUGCUUUUCAAUUCCUUUCAUCCCUUCCCACUUCCAGUAUCCCAACCACUUCAGAAACCCCCUACCCACUCACCCAGAACAAAAGGCAAAGAACCAGGAGCUCAGCUGGGUGCGUGCUUGACACCACCCUUCUUCCCCUGCUGUGCUCCAAACAUUUGUCUUUUCAUGAGACUUGGCUCCAAAGGAGCUAGGUCUCCACUCUUUCACAGGCGGGUACUACAGACUGGAGGGAAAUGUGCUGGUUGGCAGUGUGUUCGGUCAGACCAAGUCUCAUGCCGGACAAAAGAACCUGGAUGUCUUGAGGAAAUCAUCAUCAGGGUUAUUUUACUUGUACUUGGGUCUCUUGUUUUAAAGUUGCUUUCAAAAGGAAUCAUUGAAGUAGAAUGAUUUAGAUGAGUCUAAAGCCCAGGGAAUAUCUAGAAUUGAACUGGAUGGUUUGGGACAUGUUGAAAUCAUUGAAGAAACAAAGAUUGGUUUCCUGAGCUGCUACUGCUGCUGAAGCACGCCUUGGUGGUGCUUUUCUUUUCUUUCCUUUUGCAAAGACAGUAUCUACAAGCCAUUCCAGAUGUCAGGAAAAUGGGCUUAUUUCCAGGGAUGUUAGGUUAGCCCCCAUGUUCCCUUCCCCUCCCCAUUUUACUUUUUGGCCAGAUAAGCCAGAUGUCAGGUGGUUUGGAUUAAGACAAUAAAUAAAAUUGUUUACUAUUGUUUUAAAAUAAAAUAUGG
Trichosurus vulpecula (common brushtail) is the source of this 2508-nucleotide messenger RNA. RefSeq names its product dolichyldiphosphatase 1 (gene DOLPP1). The transcript has 8 exons. Gene Ontology annotation, molecular function: dolichyldiphosphatase activity. Gene Ontology annotation, cellular component: intracellular membrane-bounded organelle; endoplasmic reticulum membrane. NCBI's taxonomy places the organism in Eukaryota, Metazoa, Chordata, Mammalia, Diprotodontia, Phalangeridae. The record is from RefSeq and is a predicted model, not a curated record. The coding region runs from base 23 to 739 and encodes 238 amino acids. Gene Ontology annotation, biological process: lipid biosynthetic process; protein N-linked glycosylation.